This is a messenger RNA of Necator americanus (New World hookworm), 1341 nucleotides long. RefSeq lists its product as uncharacterized. Bases 1 to 1341 code for a protein of 446 amino acids. Lineage: Eukaryota; Metazoa; Nematoda; Chromadorea; Rhabditida; Ancylostomatidae. The transcript is spliced from 15 exons. The record is from RefSeq and is a predicted model, not a curated record.
AUGGCCAGGAUAAGAGAUAGUUCACGUGACGCGACACAGCAACCGACGAAAAUCGGACAUGACACGCCUCCGCGAGCACUGUCCCAGCCCACGAACACCCCACAGACAGCAAACAAAUAUGUCUGUCUAGAUGUCUCGCCCAGGAAGAAAGGCGGACAGGCCACAGAGCUCCAGAGAGAAAGACAGAAGAAAGUGGAAGGACCUGUUGAGGAACUGAAUGAUCUGGACAGCAUUAUUACGCAGAUUACCGAUCUUAGAAUACGGGCGGACCGGUCGGCGUUGCAAAUAAAAAGGAAUAUAUCAGCAUGCAGUUUUCUUGUUCGAAUGGGAGAAGACGAAUGGACAGAGAUGUGCAAGAGCCUUACCACUGCUGCGCUGACAGAUGGGGAGACAGAUUUUGUUGUCGAUCUAUUCAUACCAUUAAUGGAGUAUGACAUUUUUUGUGAAGUGAUGUGCACGGAGUUGAUGGCGUUAUGCUCUGCUUUCGUAAUGGAUGGGCCGAAUGGAAUCGGUAACAUUCCGUCUUUCAUAGGCGCUAUACUUUGUGCGAAUUGGCCACGCCAUAUCUCAAAGGCAAUAGACACGAUCAAUCCCAUAUUAUACACUGCUGUUUCUGUGGUUAAAGGCUGGCUUCUUGUGUUGGAAGAAGAUAACGAGGCCGCUGCAAAAGCGACAUGUUUAAGUGGUACAAAGGUUGAGGACGAAACUGUGCCAACAUCAAGCGAUCCAGGCAGAGAGGACGCAGAAAUAGUGAACAGGUGUGCCCAUUCCAUUUGCUUGCUGUGUGAGUCUGCGCAACGGUCGUUAUGGAUGAAGUGGCCAGAACUAUGCGAUGAAAUCUACUGUGUGAUUAAGCCGUGCAUCACUCACAAUCAAAUAAUAACAGGUGACGUCAAGUCAGGAUUGCUGCACACUCUCAUUUCUUUGAACGCUUGGACAAGAACGAAAGCAGUUACUUUAAAGAACUCACAAACGCAAACUAUUUCUAGUCAUUUGUGCCAUAACAGUCUCGCUAGGCUCCAUUCGCGAAGAUCAAUCCUCCUUUCAUCUUGCUCAACCACUCUGGAGGAAGUGACAUCUUGGGAAGCACACGAGACCGUUGAGAUUGUAGAGGAGAAUACCAAGGACAAAUGGAUACAUUUCUAUCGCUCACUCGAGAAAAUCGAAAAGCGACGAGAAUACAGGCGACAGGAGUGCUUGCAAUCUACAACAUCAGAGUGUGCGCCAUCCCAGCGCGGUGAAGCAGUUCCAUUGAGCAGCGACCUUCGGAACAAGCAGAAGCUCGAUCAGAUGUUAUCAAUGAAUGAGAGAAUGAGUGAGACAGAAUUGGCGGAAGGGUGA